Molecule: messenger RNA, 708 nt
Organism: Melopsittacus undulatus (budgerigar)
Lineage: Eukaryota; Metazoa; Chordata; Aves; Psittaciformes; Psittaculidae
Gene: CUTA
Product: cutA divalent cation tolerance homolog
Exons: 7
Coding region: 1-597 (198 amino acids)
Biological process (GO): response to metal ion
Molecular function (GO): copper ion binding
Source: RefSeq, a predicted model, not a curated record
AUGACGUCACGAGAGGGGCGGGGCCUGUCGGUGACGCGCGCGGCGGGGGCGGGGAGGGGGCGGGGCCAGCCGGGUCACGUGGGGGCGGCCGCCGAGCGGCGCGUGCGGCGGCGGGACGGGACAGCACCGGCUCUGCCCCACAUGAAGUUGGCCCUGGGGGCGCUGGCGCUGGUGUCGGUGACGCUGACGCUGCAGGGCCUGGGCCGGCGCCUGCUCUCCAUGGCCUCCUCCCCCCCCCGUGACCCCCCCCGUGACCCCCCCGCUGACCCCUACGACCCCGGCUCCGUCUCCGCCGCCUUCGUCACGUGCCCCAAUGAGACCGUGGCCAAGGAGCUGGCCAGGGCCAUGGUGGAGCAGAAGUUGGCGGCUUGUGUGAACGUCCUGCCCCACGUGACCUCCAUUUACACCUGGAAGGGGAAGCUGGAGGAGGACAAUGAGGUCCUGCUGAUGAUCAAGACCCGGAGCUCCCGCAUCCCAGCAUUGACCCAGUUCAUCCGGUCAAUGCAUCCCUAUGAGGUGGCCGAGGUGGUGGCCGUGCCGGUGGCACAGGGGAACCCCCCCUACCUGCAAUGGGUGCAGGAGAGUGUCCCCCCCUGACCCCCCCAUAGUGGGAAUGGGCUCCCCCAAGUUGAAGGGAUGGGGGCCCUCAAGAGCCCCUAAAUGAGGGGGGCCUUAAUAAGGGGGUCCUUAAUAGGGGGGGUUCUUAAU